AUGACUGACAAUCGGGAACCUGAAACGGAACCUAGAGAAGAUAUCAAAGCAGAUUUGCAGUCGGAAAAGAAUGUAGUUCUUGAAAAACUGAAAACAGUGGCUGCUGAAACUGAAGAAAUCAAAAAUUCGCAAAAACAAAAGUUUGAUGAAUUUGCGGAAAAACUUCAAUCAAUCGAAGAUGCGGUUUCGAAAAUGUCUAUUUUGUCGAAUAAUCCUUGCAACACCGCACAAGAAUCCGUGAAGAAAUUUAUAUUAAAGCAUGAGUUCAAAAAUCUGAAUAAAUUGAAAGAAAUGGAAGAUCCUUCCAGCGAACUUUUUGAGUACUUCAAUGCAGACUGGUGUUUAAGAGCAAGUUGCACUGGCGGUAGUGUCUACAUUACUAUUUGGGGCGAUACAAAACAAAGCGAUAUGUCGAUUGAAACUGAAUUGAAGUUCAGACUGAUAGGCUUCAAUAAUUUCACCAAAAUUAUGAAACACUGCUUUCGGAAACCAGAGGGAGAGAACGAUUAUCUUGAUUUGGAAGAGAUAGAAAAAUGGCGAAUUCCCAAGAAUGUGACAGUUGAAGUAGAAACGCAAUGUCUCGCGAAAAUCAAUACACUCGACAAUGUUCGAGAACUUCUUCCUGGCGACUUGAGCGAUUUGGACCCAUUGGUUGCACUCACAAUUCUUCAAAAAUGUGUUGAUUCCAAAUGA
Caenorhabditis briggsae is the source of this 693-nucleotide messenger RNA. Bases 1 to 693 code for a protein of 230 amino acids. The transcript has 4 exons. Lineage: Eukaryota; Metazoa; Nematoda; Chromadorea; Rhabditida; Rhabditidae. Gene Ontology annotation, molecular function: protein binding. The record is from RefSeq and is a predicted model, not a curated record.